AUGGAUCACCGUCCGCAGGCCUGGGGUCGUCCCAGAGACGACGUCUUUGGGCCCUACGAUCCCUCCUACCUUCAGACAACGGGCCCCAAGACGGCAACACAACAACCCAUCGUGACGGGCACAUCAGUCAUAGCCAUCAAGUUUAAAGAUGGCGUGGUCAUGGCUGCUGACAACCUGGCCUCCUACGGCUCCCUAGCCCGCUUCACCGACGUCAAGCGUCUUCACCCCUUCCUAGGCCACACGAUCGUCGGCUUCGGCGGCGAUGUCUCCGACAUGCAAUAUCUAACACGCCACCUCAAUGAGCUCGCAAUCGACGAAGCCUAUGACCACGAAGCGGCCUCAGCUCAGUCGGGUGGCGGCAGCCACCUCAACGCAGCCAAUCUGCACAAAUACCUUUCCAAGCUGAUGUACCGGCGGCGGAACAGCUUCGACCCGCUGUGGAACGCAAUCCUGGUCGCUGGGUUUGAUAGCCAAGGGAAGCCGUUCCUAGGGUCAGUUGAUUUGCGGGGCACGGCAUUCACGUCGCCUUCGCUGGCGACAGGAUUCGGUGCUAUGCUUGCACAGCCUAUCAUGCGGAAGUAUGCGGCGACAGAGGGAGAUACGGAGAAUAUGACCCGGGACGAAGCGGUGCGCGUGGUUAAGGAAUGCAUGAAAGUGCUGUUCUACCGUGAUGCUCGGUCGCUGGACCGGUACAGCCUCGCGGUUGUUACGAAGGAUGGUGUGGAACUGAGCGAAGACGAGCAGUUGGAACAGCAAAGCUGGGCCUUCGCCGAGCGCAUCCGGGGCUAUGGCACCCAGACUGUCCCCUCACUUUCCGGCUCCGAGACCAUCUCGGCGCUGUUGGCCCUGUACCCUUGA
Molecule: messenger RNA, 858 nt
Organism: Thermochaetoides thermophila DSM 1495
Lineage: Eukaryota; Fungi; Ascomycota; Sordariomycetes; Sordariales; Chaetomiaceae
Exons: 4
Coding region: 1-858 (285 amino acids)
Cellular component (GO): proteasome core complex
Source: RefSeq, a predicted model, not a curated record